AUGGCACCUUCACUUAUUGAAAUUGCAGAAUCUGUUACUCCUGUCCUAUCAAAGGUACAAGAGCGGUCUCUCACUGGUGACUGGCGUGAUGAUUUCUUUCGGGAUGGCUACACUGUUAUCAAGAAUGCACUGUCCAAAGAGCGUGCACAGCAAUAUCAAAGUGACGCCUUGACUUGGCUGGAGUCAUUUGGGCUAGGCUUCGAAUCGCAACGACAAGAGCACAUGGAAAAAGGAAAAUCUUCCUCAAAAUUGGAAAGGCGGGAUCUCUGGGAAACCGACGAACUGGUGGUUUCUUUCGAUACUGUAAACAUCACCCUGCCCCAGUCCAUUGUCGGUGAAUACGACUCAACCCCCUGGCCACACGUUGAUCAAGCCCCCGAACGCCGAGGCCUCCGCUGCGUGCAAGGAAUCGUCAACCUCUCUGAAGCAGGUCCGAAGGAUGGCGGCCUAGUGGUGAUGAAAAAGUCAGCUCCUCUUUUCAAUCAAUUCUUCGAGGAAACCCCGGUCAAGGGCCCUACUCCCUGGCGAACGGCCAAGCAUGAAGACUUCCAUCCCUUUCAAGAGAAAGAUCUUGACUGGUACCGCUCACAUGGAUGUGAACUAAUCAAAGUCUGUGCCGAGCCGGGAGACUUGAUUCUCUGGGAUUCGAGGCAAAUGCACUGGGCUCAAUUCGGCGAGUCGGAUCUUAUCCGGACCAUUGCAUAUGUGACCUACACCCCUGCUAAAUGGAUGUCUGAGAAAGAUCGCCUUGUGAAGAAAGAUCUCUUUGAGAAUUAUGAGACAACUACGCACUGGCCGCAUACGAAUCUUUUUUCCCAUGGAAAGGCUAAGGUUGAGAUUGAUGGGCAGGAAGUUGUUGAUCCUUUAGAGAGGAAUGAGCCAAUUACUUUGCCAAUUAAGACCGAUAAGCUCCUCAAGUUGGCUGGGGCAUUGCCUUACUAG
Molecule: messenger RNA, 942 nt
Organism: Penicillium cosmopolitanum
Lineage: Eukaryota; Fungi; Ascomycota; Eurotiomycetes; Eurotiales; Aspergillaceae
Exons: 2
Coding region: 1-942 (313 amino acids)
Source: RefSeq, a predicted model, not a curated record